ACUUUCAGUGCUGUGUGAACCAUAAAACGGUGUUAGACGUGUUCGGAACACCACAACAACAAAAAGGAAAAGGGAAAGAAAAGAAAAGAAGCGAACCCCACCACAGACAGAGAGAUUUCCCGCAGAGUGACAAAUGGAUAUUAUUAUUAUUAUUAUUAUUGAAGUGACAAGAACUCAAGUGCUCGAUAAACAAUAUACUGGUAGAUCCAAAGAACUGCAAUCUAGAACCAAAGGAAUUCAAACCGCUAAUCGUAUCGUGCGUGUGUGCUGAAUCAACAAAUAAUCCAAGCCAAUCCAAUCAGAACAUACACUCCAGACCGCUACCGUACCGCUCCACGGAAGCAUAAUCAAUCGGAGCACAAUUGAUACAACACUCAGAAACAUGAAAUUAAGACCUUUGCGAUGGCUGCGCCAGCCGUCGGCUAAACAAUCAACCGCCAAGAAGGAGGAGGAGCUGCAAGUGGUACGCAAUCACAUGAUCAAGGACAUGCAGAAGAGAUUUGGGGACACACCCGUGAAGAUACUGCUGCUGGGAACAGCCGAAUCCGGCAAGACCACCAUCUUCAAACAGAUGAGAAUACUGCAUAUAAAUGGCUUUACGGAUGAUGAGCGUCGCGAUCGCAUACCUGAAAUAUAUCAAAACAUCCACGACUCCAUCCAUCAGCUGGUGCUACAGAUGGGCCUCCUGGGCCUGGACUUUGGCAGCUGCACCAGUGAACGCAGUGCCGACUAUAUCCUGUCGCUGCCCGGAGAGGCUCCGGAGUACAUGAAUGAGGAGUACUGCGACCACGUCAUGACUCUGUGGAACGAUGUGGGCAUCCGUGCGUGCUACGAUCGCUCGAAUGAAUACCCCCUGCUAGACAGUGCCAAAUAUUUUCUCGAUAACUUUGUGAGGAUCAGCGAUUGCGCGUAUAUACCCAGCACCGAGGACAUUCUGCACAGUCGGAAGAUCACCACUGGCAUCUCGCAGAUCACCUUCCGGGUGCCCGUGCCCAAGAGCCUGGGCGGCGGCGAGCAGGAGUUUCGCAUGUACGAUGUGGGGGGACAGCGGGAUCAGCGCAACAAAUGGAUUCAGGUGUUUGAGGGCAUACAGGCGGUGCUGUUUCUCGUCUCGUGCAGCGAAUUCGAUCAGAAUCUGCGCGAGGAUCCCAACCAGAACCGCCUGGAGGAGGCCCUGAAGCUGUUUCGACGCGUUUGGCAGAACCGUUUCCUCGCCUCCGCCGGCCUGAUUGUGUUUAUCAACAAAUACGACAUCAUGGAGCGGAAGAUCAGGGCGGGAAAGCACAUCGUUGACUAUUUCCCAGAGUACGAUGAGUUCUGCAAGCGGCCGCAGCAGGAUAAUUGCUUUGAUGAGUGCGACUGGACGAAGAUGUUCAUCAAGCAGAAGCUCGUGGACAUCACCCAGGAGCCCUUCAAGCGCCAUUCGCGCAACAACAGCGAUCUGAUCACCUCCGAGCGGGAGUGCUACUACCACUUCACUGUGGCCACAGACACGCGCUGCAUCCGCGAGGUAUUCAGCGAUGUCCAGAAGAUGAUCCUCUCCGAGAAUAUGUCCGGCACGGGUCUUUUCUAAGGCGGACCUCUCGCUCUUGCUCUCUCUCUCUCAGAAAGGGAGUGGUGCUCCCUGUACCAACUGUGAUCUUACUUAAGUAGGAAUGUAGAACCUUAGAUCAUAGAUAAUGACUUGUAUUCAUUAUACGUUAAUUGUAUAAUGUGCACACAUAUAUGUAUGCAUCAGAGACAGCUUUAAUAUGAUUAAUUUUAAAGGAAUAUUCCUAAGUAAAAAACACAUUAUAAAACACACUAAAACAAAA
Messenger RNA from Drosophila obscura, 1814 nucleotides. It is a transcript of the gene Galphaf, whose product is annotated as guanine nucleotide-binding protein G(f) subunit alpha. The record is from RefSeq and is a predicted model, not a curated record. The transcript has 5 exons. Gene Ontology annotation, biological process: adenylate cyclase-modulating G protein-coupled receptor signaling pathway. Gene Ontology annotation, cellular component: heterotrimeric G-protein complex. NCBI's taxonomy places the organism in Eukaryota, Metazoa, Arthropoda, Insecta, Diptera, Drosophilidae. Gene Ontology annotation, molecular function: guanyl nucleotide binding; G-protein beta/gamma-subunit complex binding; GTPase activity. Bases 383 to 1573 code for a protein of 396 amino acids.